Cyphomyrmex costatus is the source of this 771-nucleotide messenger RNA. RefSeq lists its product as uncharacterized. Bases 1 to 771 code for a protein of 256 amino acids. The record is from RefSeq and is a predicted model, not a curated record. Lineage: Eukaryota; Metazoa; Arthropoda; Insecta; Hymenoptera; Formicidae. The transcript is spliced from 3 exons.
AUGGACGUAGAUACUUUCGAACGUCUGUUGAUUAAAGUCACUCCUAUAAUACAAAAACAAGAUACUCAUCUUCGAGAAAGUAUUUCAGCUGGGGAGAGACUAUCAGUUACUUUACGGCACUUAGCAACAGGUGAAACGCAAGAAUCGUUAUCUCUCUCAUUCAGACUUGGUAGAAGUACCAUAUCAAAAAUUAUAAAAGAGGUAGCAACAGCAAUAUUUGAAGUUUUAAGAGAUGAGUUUCUGCGUUGUCCUCAUACUGAGAAUGAAUGGCGUGCAAUUGCUAAUCAUUUCGGAGAGCGAUGGAAUUUCCAUCACGUAAUAGGUGCAAUGGACGGCAAACACUGUGUUAUUGAUCCUCCACUAAAAUCUGGAUCCAUGUAUUAUAAUUAUAAAGGAGAUUACAGUGUUGUACUACUGGCUUUAGUAGAUGCUGAUUUACGUUUCAUUUAUGUUGAUGUAGGAGCUAAUGGCAGAGUUAGUGACUCUGGUGUUUGGAAUAAAUGUUCCUUAAAGAAUCACCUAGAUAGGAAUACUUUGAAUAUUUCUCCGCCUGCUCCGCUGCCAGAUACAGAAGAUAAUUUUCCUUUUAUAAUUAUAGGAGAUGAAGGUUUCCUGUUAUCAGAGAAACUCCUAAUCCCUUAUCCAAAACCUCAAUAUUAUCUAGAGCUCGUCGCACAUCAGAAAAUGCAUUUGGUACAAUGGCUGCCCGUUUCCAAAUUUUUCGUUCUCCAAUGCGAUAUGAUCCUGACGAUGCUUCCAAGAUCAUCUUAG